Messenger RNA from Juglans microcarpa x Juglans regia, 1095 nucleotides. RefSeq lists its product as uncharacterized. The transcript is spliced from 3 exons. Lineage: Eukaryota; Viridiplantae; Streptophyta; Magnoliopsida; Fagales; Juglandaceae. The coding region runs from base 1 to 1095 and encodes 364 amino acids. The record is from RefSeq and is a predicted model, not a curated record. Gene Ontology annotation, molecular function: zinc ion binding.
AUGGGAAAGGAAAACUUGUUGCAUACGGUAAAGGAUGAAAUGAGCAACAAGGAUUGCUUACCUAUUGAGAGUGAAGAAUCAGGGACUCACCCACGCCAUAGUCUAGACAAGGAGGCAGGCUUGCCAUGUUGUCGUGUCUGCCAAUGUGCUGAACCUGACAUAAGGGGAGAUGCUGCAUUAGGUUUGUUGGGAAUCACUCCUCCAUUACAAGAAGCAAGUAAAAGCUAUGGGGAGGCACGGCCUAAUAGAAAAGAAGUUCUGAAAGACGUUGAAAAUAAAUUUUCUCUCAAAAAGAACAUUGGAAGAGAAGCUGGGCUUGUGGAUUUUAUUAGUCCCGAUGGGGAGGUUUUCAUUUGUAGUACAGAUUUGGAGAUGGGACCAGGUCACCAUCACGACACAUUGGUUGAGCUUGGUUGUUCUUGCAAAAAUGACCUUGCUUUAGUACACUAUGCCUGCGCUCUAAAAUGGUUUGUUAACCAUGGAUCCACUGUUUGUGAAAUUUGUGGACAUGUUGCAGAAAAUAUUAGAACUUCUGACUUCAAAAAGGUUGUGGGUUCUUUAAAGGAAUUUGGAUCAUUGAGAGAAAGGACUGCUAGUGGAGAACCAAUUCCUGCACUGGUGCCUACAAAUCAAGGUGCAGAUCCCGAUGCUGUGGCUGCCAUCCGAAGGCAACGACUUAGUGAGAUUUCAUUGUGGUUUAAUCCGCAUAAUAAUAAUAACUAUAACAAUUCUGCUGCAGUUUCACAGGUUGUUUCUGAACAACCUUUGAAUACUGUCUCAGAAGAUGUUGUCCCUGAUGAAAAUCCUGCAACCAAGUGGGCUGUGGAAGGUACUGGAAUUCUGCUUGCUACAGGACUUCUUACUGUUACUCUUGCAUGGCUCAUCGCCCCUCGUGUUGGGAAGAAAACUGCCAGAAGCGGCCUUCAUAUUCUCCUCGGAGGCAUUUGUGCCCUAACAGUUGUGGUUUUCUUUCGCUUUUUUGUGCUUACCAGAAUCAAGUAUGGACCUGCACGCUACUGGGCAAUCCUGUUUGUCUUCUGGUUUCUUGUCUUUGGUAUAUGGGCUUCACGCACCCAUGGCGCUCAUGCGACGUGA